Molecule: messenger RNA, 1350 nt
Organism: Quercus robur (English oak)
Lineage: Eukaryota; Viridiplantae; Streptophyta; Magnoliopsida; Fagales; Fagaceae
Exons: 3
Coding region: 1-1350 (449 amino acids)
Molecular function (GO): RNA-DNA hybrid ribonuclease activity; nucleic acid binding
Source: RefSeq, a predicted model, not a curated record
AUGGCAAAAUGGGGAGCCACGCUCGGAGCAUUUAAUGUCAAGUACAUGCCCCGAACAGCCAUGAAGGGCCAAGUUUUGGCGGAUUUAGUGGCGAAAUUUACCGAGGAAUUGGGAAACUCAGAGGAAAGGGUAAACCCUGAAGAGACAGUACAUGUGGAGAUUGUUGUAGUUCAUCGCACCUGGCAACUAUUUGUGGAUGAUGCAACCAACCAAAAGGGAUCAGGAAUAGGAAUCGUGAUGAUUUCACCAAAUGGGAUUACUUUGGAGAAGUCAUUCAGGCUCGGUUUUUUGGCAACAAAUAAUGAGGCGGAGUAUGAGGCUUUAUUAGUAGGAUUAAUUGUUGUGCAAAAACUUGGGGGUAAGACUUUAAGAGCAUAUUGUGAUUCAAGGCUCAUGGUUGGACAAGUCCAAGGUGAGUACGAGGUGAAGGACCCGAGGAUGCUUUGGUACUUAAAUCGAGUUAAGCUAUUGUUGAGGUACUUUCAUUCCUUUACGCUUAAGCAAGUCCCUCAAGGCAUGAACUCCCAUGCUGAUUUGUUUGCAACUCUGGCUACGGUUAGUAGGGAGGACCUGCCUCGAAUUGUACUCAUUGAGAGUUAUGUGUCGCCUGCUUAUGAUGAGCUGCCUCCAGUAGGAGUUAAUUUUACAAGGAUUGGCUCCAUUUGGCAAGACCCAUUGGUUGUGUUCCUAAAAGAUGGGAUUCUACCUGAGGACAAGGUUGAGGCGGAGAAGGUUCAUAGAAAAGAACCAAGAUUUUGGCUUUCUGAAGACCAAAAACUAUACAAACGCUCAUACUUGGGACCAUACUUGUUAUGUGUUCAUCCCAAAGCAGUGGAUAUGUUGCUGGAAGAACUACACAAGGGAAUUUAUGGUAGCCAUACGAGGGGCAGGUCACUUGCUCACAGAGCUUUGACGCAAAGAUAUUGGUGGUCGAGUAUGCAAAAAAGCUCACAAGAUUAUGUUAAGAAAUGUGACCAAUGUCAAAGAGCCACAGGGAAUCGCAAGUAUCUCCUUGUUGCUACUGACUAUUUCACUAAAUGGGUGGAAGCUGAACCACUGGCAAACAUCCGAGAUCAAGACAUGAAAAGGCAAGCAGAGGCCACAAAUAAAGUUAUUGUGGAUGGUUUGAAGAAGAGAUUGGAAGAAGUAAAGGAAAAGUGGGUGGACGAGCUACCUCAUGUUCUAUGGACCUACCGCACGAUGCCUAGAAGAUCUACAGGUGAGACCCCAUUUUCCAUGACCUAUGGAUCCGAAGUGGUUAUUCCUACAAAAACAGGAUUCCCAACUCCAAGGUUCAACCAAUCCCUUGGUGACGGCAACAAGCAAUUCCUACCCAUAGCCUCGAUUUGA